This is a messenger RNA of Kuraishia capsulata CBS 1993, 4923 nucleotides long. RefSeq lists its product as uncharacterized. Gene Ontology annotation, cellular component: cell division site; mating projection tip; cellular bud neck. Lineage: Eukaryota; Fungi; Ascomycota; Pichiomycetes; Pichiales; Pichiaceae. The transcript has 2 exons. Gene Ontology annotation, molecular function: small GTPase binding; actin binding. Bases 1 to 4923 code for a protein of 1640 amino acids. Gene Ontology annotation, biological process: mitotic actomyosin contractile ring assembly; barbed-end actin filament capping; actin filament bundle assembly. The record is from RefSeq and is a predicted model, not a curated record.
AUGAUAAAUCUAGACAGGGUAAUACGCCCCGAUUCAAGUGCUAAGAUUCUGAGCAGACAAAGGAGCUUACAGUCUAGAAGUGGUUCAUUUUCAGACAGUCCUAUGCCAACCAGCCCAACUAUUUCUCGCGGACCAUCAGUUAGCAGGUCUAACUUGGAGUCAGAACAAGGGUCUGACAAGAACAAAUUUGCCUCAGGGUUGAAGAAACUGGGCCGUGUGGCGACUAUGAAAAGAAAUUCCAAUUCAGGAUCCGAUAAUAGUGAUUUCAAGGCGGAUUUCACUGCCGUACGGUAUGACGAGACACAAAGCGGGAAGACACCCAUUGAGAUCGAAAAGCUGUCGCAAUUGAAGAGUUACACUUUGGAAAGUGGCCCUAAUACCAGUAUCACUCCUAUGAGCCCGUUGGAUCAGGCUCCUUCUCCUUCUCAUGUGACUCUGUCACAGAAAAAUGUCAUCGCGGUUGGACUCGGACUGGCAGGGAGAGGACUUGGUGAGAAGCGGAGCAGUGUUGAUACGCAGAGACUAGCGGCACAGUCCAGUGCUAGUAACUCUUCGACGCACUCUCUUCAAUACAGUGAUGAUUUUAUGCCUGGACCUAAGGGACUACGAAGAAAGUCAUCUACUAAGCAAGGACCUACUAGCCCGUUGGAGCCAGACACCGCUGCUCUUUCUUCUCCUCUCUCAAGUCCCACCAGGUCAUACAGCGAUAUGGGUCAUAAUCCAUUUUCAGCUGUCGUUCCUAGCGAGGAUCAGAUAAAUUUGCGGUUUAAUGCUCUUCUGGAGCAGGAAAAAUUCUCUACAGCAGAGAAAAGAAGAUUGCAAAUGCUAGCCACGGAUAUGAAAUGGAGGUACAUAUGUAAGGACAUGGAUAAGACUUCCCUGAGGAGGACUUUGACGACUGAAAUAGUCUAUUCAGCCCCACCAGCAACGAAAAGGAUGAGCUCGUUCAAUAAAGGUAUUGAAUCACCAGAGUGGUUUUUGAAGCAACUUCUUACGGAAAGAGUUUUGACCAAACAUUUGCAGAAGCUCGAGAAGCAACUGGCCAGCCAAUCUCCAGGGUGGACUUCUCACUUUAUAAAUCUUCAAGGAUUGGAUCUUCUGUCGAAUUUGCUGGUCAAGAUCAACCGCAGGACUAUCAAAUCAAAUCUUCAGCUGGACCAAGAGCCAAAAAUUGUUUAUUCUUUGCUGACGAGCUUAUUAUCCUCGAGAACUGCAACCAAGAGCCUCGCAACGAAAGUGAUCGCGAUAAUCAGCAUUCAAGAGCGUCCGAAAGGCAGCGAUGCAAUUUUAAAUGGAAUGAAAAUACUUCAGACAAGAUUCGGCACCACUUACCGGUUUAAGACAUGGUUGAGCUCAGUGGAAGAGGUUCUUGACUCUGUUUCUCUGACUGCAACUUCAGAACCAGCCUCAGAUCUCAAAAGCUAUCACCCUCUAGAAGAGCUUAGAGACUAUUGUCUGGUUACGGUUUUUAUUUUCGUGUCUCUGCUCAUGAAUCGGGAUGUCACAGAGAGGAUAAAAUUGAGACAGGAGUUUGAAGAUGCAGGGCUACUUCAGGUUUUUGAAAGGAUGCAGACCUUGAAGUAUGAUGUUCUCAGCGACGAGAUCGAAAGAUACAAUUCUGCUGCGGAAGAGGACGUCCGAGACAUGAUGGACGAGGAAUCUUUUGCGUCAGAUGUAGACCUGAGUGAUGUUAUUGAUGAGAUCAAUUACUCCACUGAAGCGGAAGAGAAAGCUUGCAUUAUGCGGAUCCUGAGGAAUCUUCUAUUUUUGAAGCAGAACAAAGCUGAGGAAGAUAUUUUGAAGUACUACAAGGCCAUUGACACUUUGGUACAGUAUGUGUCUACUCAAUCGUCCCUCCAUAACAGUGGAACUGACCACUAUUUGAACAUGGCCAUUCACAGACUGAUCGACAGAUUGGGCUCUGAUGAUAUUGCAAGACGAGCAAUUCUAGAGACCAAGGAACUGGCAUCCCAAGUGAGAUCACUUCAAAGAGAAAAUGAGCUCCUCCGAAGAUCUUCCCCUAGAGCCCCCAACCUGAUCAUACCUUCGGACAACCUGAAGCCCAACGCGACCAUACCCUAUAACAACCUGAAUCCACAAAAAUUCAAAAAACGUUCUGAACCAACUUACCCUGACUUGAGUGCAAAGAACCCUAUGAAAAAGAAAGACCUCUCUAAGAAGAUUCCUUCAGCCCACAAAAGGAAGCAUCACUCUGGUGGUGUGGCAGGUGAGAUUGAGGCAUGGUGGGAGUCUAUGGGCGAAGGUCUCACUCGCAAAGCUGAUAAUUCUUACCUUGAUGACGUUCCCAUAACACGUCCAUAUCCUUCCCUUCAAAUCCCACACAAUUCAAAUUACUUUGAGCCUUAUGAGAACUAUGAGAUAGGUCCCAUGGACUUGUUAAACACCUCUGGUCGCAAUGUAUCCUUGGGAAGUGCGGAUUCGGGAACAGGCGUCGAUGAAGCACUGUCAUCAACUUCAAACAGAGCCACUGUGGGUAGUGGAAGUGGUUCUGGAACUGGCAUUGGUUCUGGAAACGGUUCUGGAAAUGGUUCUGGAAAUGGUUCUGGAAAUGGUUCUGGAAAUGGUGUUGUUAACAGUUUUGGCAUCGGUUCUGGCUCUGGUAGAGGUUCAGGCAAUGGUACGGGCAAUGGUUCAGGCACCGGAAAUGGAUCUGGUAACGGGUCUGGUAACGGUGGUGGGGGCACUGAUGGUGUUAGUGGAGCAGUUAUAGCACCAUCGGCACCUCCACCCAUUCCAAGUUUCCUUGAAAAACGAGCUAUUGCCUCUAUACCCCCACCACCACCUCCACCACCUCCACCACCUGUUCCUUCUUUUCUCGAAAAAAAUCAAGUGGCUAUUACUACCUCUGUUCCCCCUCCUCCACCGCCAAUACCAGUAUUUCUUGAAAUAUCUGGACCUCCACCUCCUCCUCCAGUUCCUGGAUUUCUUGAGAAAGCCAAUGGAGGACCUCCUCCGCCACCACCACCUGUUCCUGGGUUUCUCAAAAAGUCUGAUGAUUUACCACCCCCUCCGCCACCGGUGCCGUCAUUUUUGGAUGCCGCUACACUUCCGGAACCGUUUGUGCCCGAGUCAGAUGAUGCUGAUGUUGAGCCUGAACCAACAUUUGUAUAUCCUAAGCCUCGUCAAAAAUUGAAGCAGAUACACUGGGAUAGACUGGAGGACAUCGACCAAACUUUUUGGAAGAACCUCCGAGAUGAGGAUGUCAACACCAAGCUGUUGCAUAAAGGCAUUCUAGAUGAUGUGGAGUUUCAUUUCCCUGUCAGAGAGUUUAAGGUGGCUACCAGACCUACCACAGAAGUCAAACCCACAAAGAUCUCAUUCUUAUCUAGAGACAUUGCUCAGCAGUUUGGUAUCAACCUCCACAGUUUCUCAAACCUGAGUGAAGAAGAACUUGUUCUGGCCGUCUUACACUGCGAUCCACGCAUCAUGGAGAGCAUGAAUAUUCUAGAGUUCUUUGCCAAAGACGAACUGGCAGAUAUCUCACCAACUUUGAGAAGAAAUUUUGCACCAUAUGCCACAGAUUUCAGCAAGCCUGACUCCAAACCCCAGAAGGAUCCAGAGGAAUUGGAAAGGGCAGACCGGUUGUUCCUCCAUUUGUGUUUCAAUCUUAAUAGUUACUGGAAGUCUCGGUCUCGUGUGUUAUUAGUUGUCAAUACCUAUGAGAAGGACUGUCUUGAUCUGAUGAAGAAACUAUCGGUGAUAGACGAGGCGUGUGAAAGUAUCAAAAAGUCCACCUCGCUGAUUGAAGUUUUAAAUGUGAUCAAGAUGGUGGGAAACUUCAUGAAUGACGAUAGCAAGAGGGCACAGGGGUUCAGACUGGCAACUUUGCAGAGAUUGAAAUUCAUGAAGGACUCAAAGAACACAAUGACGUUUUUGCAUUAUGUCGAGAAGUUGGUAAGGAAUCAUUUCCCCGAUUUGGGUGAGUUUGUGGACGAUCUGAGAACUUUGAAUUCAGUCUCGAACAUGUCAGUUGAACAGGUCGAUGCUGAAUGUGUUGACUUCGAGAGGCAAAUCGACAACAGUCUUUCGUCCUUAGAACGCGGAAAUCUGAAGGACAGUUCAAAAUUUCAUCCUGAAGAUAAGGUGAUCGAUGCCAUAGAGGCUCCCCUGCAAAAGGCGAAGAACAAAACAAAGCUUCUGCGCUCUCAUCUGACUCGCACCAUGAAAAACUACGAUAACCUGAUGAUAUACUUUGGAGAGGACCCAGAGGAUCCGGUUGCGAAAAACACCUUUUUUAACAAGUUUUUAGUCUUCGCUGAGGAGUUCAAAAAGGUUCACCUGGAAAACAUUCACAGAGAGGAAGAAGAGCGUGCUUAUGAGGUCAGAAAGCGCAUGAUAGAGAGUUUCAAGCCGGGUGCUAGUCCAAGAAAGAAGACUGCAGAAGGCGACGAUGAAGAUGUCGCUGAGGUUGGCUCUAGUCAAUCUUCGCAGACAGAGGUGAUAAAUGUUCUUCUGGAGAGACUCAAAAGCUCCGGAAGGGACAGAAAACAGAAAAAGUCACCUAGCGUACCUUCUUCUCCUGUAAAUGCAGACGACUCUGUCACUGAGCAGGCAAGGAGGAUGCUUCACGAGCUUAAUGUUGAUCCAGCAUUGUCAAACAGACAGUCUCCCACGGAGAUUUCGGUAGAGCGGGAAUCGGAGCCCGAUAUGAUGGAAACCAACAGUCUCAUAUCUGGAGCAUUUGCGGAUUCUGUCUCUAGCAAGUCUGCUAUCCUGUCGUUGUAUGAUGACGUGGAUACUUCUCCUUUGAACCUGCAGAAAGGUUUAGCAGAGGACGAGGUAACUGACCCAAACAAGGAAGAGGCCGACGAUGAGGAAUACGAAGAAGAUGAGGUAGAUGAAGACGAAGAAGAUGAAGAAGAGGACGAAGACUUCGUUGACGCAGAAGAGGCGGGAUUAUGA